AUGGCAUCCAUAUUCACCUAUGACCCUGACCCGCCCCGGGUUUCGUCCCCGUGGUCGACUUCUGGGUCGUCGACGCCCCAAAUCGCCGUAGCCAGUGGAAGAGGGCUGUCAAUACGGACGAAAGCAGCUCUGGAUCACGCAGAAGCAGACUUCCUGUCCGACUAUGGGAUCACCAAAUUGGAGCCCGAGCCCCAAGAGGGUCCCACUGAGUACAAGUUGCAUCUGCUACUCCGUCCACGACGGCCAUAUAUCGCCAUGUCGACAGGCCACGUAGUCGCCGGCUCUUAUCAUUGUCGCGCGGCCAUUGGGAGCCAGCAACCGCCUUCGCAGGGACCAUCUCCACUCCAGUAUGCAACUACCCCGCGGCCCAUGCAAGCGAAGUCCAGCCAGAGCCGCCAGCAACGGCUACAGGGGCUUACAACUCAAUUACUAUGGCGAUUGCAGCAGUCAUCGCCGUUUCAUUCGUCUACUACGGCAAAUCUUGUUGUUCCGGUUCUUCCAGAGGCGACACUGCCUACCAAGCCCGCUCGCUUGCUACCUGGGCUUGAAGAAAGCCAGGGUGCUUUGUAUGAGAUUGGAGUUGCCGAUGAUGGAACCUUUGUCGGCCUCACGCAAGGUGAACUUGACGAGAGUAUAACAAAUCUGCAAGCCAUGGCUGCAAGUCUCGGGUGCAAGGUGGAGAUACUCCGCAGAGUUCUUGUUGGGAAAUGUGAGUGGGCAGAGGAAUGCUCAACCGCAUUGCCAGAAUCGGUCAAAAUCCAAAAGGAAGACCUUUGGGUUGCAGAAGCUCUCGUCAGCCCCGAUCUUGAUUUUUACAACCUCUCUCCAGCCCUGGCAAGGAACAAUGCCGACGAUGCAUCGAAAGCAGAGUCCGUGUCUAAUUCUGCAUUGGAAGAGGAAUCUUCGCAUACCGAGCAGAUUCGAAUCUCAAUAGCGGGUCCUAGUACAGCGGGGAAGUCCUCGUUACUGGGAACCUUGACCUCUUCUACUCUCGACAACGGCAGAGGCUCAAGCCGACUAAGUCUGCUCAAACAUCGACACGAGAUAUCAUCGGGAAUUACCAGUUCCGUCGCCCAGGAGCUAAUUGGGUAUGCAGCAGAUGAACCGCCCACCGUGAUAAAUUAUGCGUCUGGGAAUGUGGCUGCAUGGGAUGAUAUCCAUGCCGCUUCGCAUGGUGGUCGCCUGGCUUUCGUCUCUGAUCUUCCAGGAUCCGUGCGAUAUAUGAAAUCUACGUUACGGGGCCUAGUCAGCUGGGCACCUCACUAUGUGUUGCUCUGCAUUCCAGCGAACUGCGGAGCUGAGACAACAGAAGCCGAAGCCGGCAGCGAACAAGUUUCCGAAAUCGACCUUUGCCUCGCCUAUCUCACUCUAUGCUUGAAACUUGAGGUCCCCGUGCUGAUCGCCAUCACGAAACUUGACGUGGCAUCUCGAACCGGACUACGGGAAAAUCUCGCCAAAGUUUUGUCAGCACUGAAGACCGCAGGUUGCAAACCUGCAAUACUACCGGCAUCUCCUGCGGCCGACAAAACUCUCGAUUUACAUCAAGUCGGCACCGCGGAUCGCACUGAGGUUCAAAAUUCCAUUGAAGCUGCGAAUGGAGAUUGGUCUCGCACGGUACCAAUAAUCCUCUCCAGCGCCGUGGACGGCACCGGAAUUGGCAAACUGCACGCAUUUAUGCGCUACCUACCCAUUCCCCAACGCCCACCUCAAAGAACACACCGUCUCUCCGAACCCACAGUCACAGACCAAAAGGCCAACUUCUUCGACGUGGACGAAGUCUUCGCCAUCCCUCCGUCAAAAGUAUACUCAAUAUCCGCCGACAAGGGCAACGAGAGCAGGGGAAUGGUACUAUGCGGUCUAGUCCGACACGGCAGUAUCGCCAUCGGCGACGAAAUGACCCUAGGCCCAAUCUUAGUCGACACAACCGCAGACAAUGACAAAGAGCCAACACCACUCAGUCUUCUCUCCCGCAGCAGCGGGCCCGGACCCUCGGCCGAGUUCCCAGCCUCAUUCGCGGCAAGCGUUCUAGCCAAGGACCCCAGCGCCCAGGCGAAAUGGCAGCGCGUUCGAGUAGUCAGCGUGCGUGACCUCCGACUCCCCGUCCACAGACUCAAACAGGACCAGGUCGGGACUAUUGGAAUUGAGCUCCUCGCCUCACCUACCGAAGAAGGAAAUAUGCCUCGGAUUAGCCGAAUUCGAAAGGGAAUGGUCUUGACGGAUUUUCACCCGGCGGGCGAUUCGCUCCCCUCUCCGCUCCCGUCGACAUUGUCUCUGCCCUUCCACACUGGAUUCACAGCGACCUUCCCAGCCUCUGCAUUUUCGGCCCCGAGCUCGCCGCCGCUGUUGCUCGGCGGUAAUGCUAUCGCCUAUAUUGCCAAUAUCAGGACGACGGUCCGUGUAGUGAGUAUGGCGUUGGCCGGUACAAAUGACGAACUUGUCUCGGAACCACCGUCGCCGUCGGAGCCUGAAUUCUUCUCUUUCGACGGGGAUCAUUCGCCCUCACCGGCCCAGGAGAAGAUUAAUGCUGGAGGUUCUCAAAUGAAUGGCGCGAAUGGAAUUCGUCGACGACAAUCUGUAACGGACAUCAGCAAGGUUGUCUUGAAUAAUGUCCCGGAGAAUGGCGCCGAUCGAAAGAAUGGCACGUCGGUGCCGUCUGAGACGUUGCGUGAAGAUGUCAAGAUUACCUUUGCCCUUGUUACGUCUGUGGAGUGGAUUGAACUUGCUUCAAGGGUUUUGGUUAUGCCUGGUGUCACAAUGGGGCCGUCGUCUGGUGUUGCGAUGUCGACGCCCGCGUCCGGGGCUGCGGUCGUUCCUAUGUCGGGAUUGGAAGGAUUUGUGGGUACUGUAUGCGAGGUUGUUCCUUGGAGGGCCUCUGGUGAGAAUUAG
This is a messenger RNA of Penicillium waksmanii, 2886 nucleotides long. RefSeq lists its product as uncharacterized. Gene Ontology annotation, molecular function: GTP binding; GTPase activity; translation elongation factor activity. The record is from RefSeq and is a predicted model, not a curated record. The coding region runs from base 1 to 2886 and encodes 961 amino acids. Gene Ontology annotation, biological process: translational elongation. The transcript has a single exon. NCBI's taxonomy places the organism in Eukaryota, Fungi, Ascomycota, Eurotiomycetes, Eurotiales, Aspergillaceae.